This is a messenger RNA of Macadamia integrifolia, 3324 nucleotides long. RefSeq names its product receptor-like kinase TMK4. The record is from RefSeq and is a predicted model, not a curated record. Gene Ontology annotation, molecular function: protein kinase activity; protein binding; ATP binding. The transcript is spliced from 2 exons. NCBI's taxonomy places the organism in Eukaryota, Viridiplantae, Streptophyta, Magnoliopsida, Proteales, Proteaceae. Gene Ontology annotation, biological process: protein phosphorylation. The coding region runs from base 180 to 3005 and encodes 941 amino acids.
CAUACCCGUCCGCUUCUCCUCCCUCUACAAAUCCCCAUGGGACCCCAGGUCCCCAACCUCUCAAAACGAGCAGAUACAGCUCCUUUCUCUGUUGUUCUUACCUGCUUUUUAUCUUUAUUCCUCACAGUAUUCCUCCAUUAUCUCGUCGGAGAGAGAGAGAGAAUCCCCGGAACCCCACAAUGCGAGAACGCAAAAUGCUGUUCUCUCCUUUCUUCUUCUUCUUCUUCUUCUUCUUCUUCCUGAUUCACUUCUCUCCGACCGUCGCAGAUGAUGGAGCAAUCAUGAAUCAACUCGCCACCACUCUCUAUUCAAUCCCCAAAGACUGGAAAGGCAAUGCAUAUUGUUCAUGGUCGGGCAUUGCCUGUGACAAAUCCAAGAGGGUCACCUCCAUUAGCCUCGCUUCCGAAGGUCUUGGUGGUACCCUUCCCCCAGAUCUCAAUCAACUCUCAGAGCUUCAAACCCUCUCUCUCCAGAACAACAAAAUCUCAGGCGCAUUACCCUCUCUUGCAAACCUUACCAAUCUUCAAGAGGUUUAUGUAGACAACAAUAAUUUCACAUCGAUUCCUCGCACGUUCUUCACUGGGCUCACCAGUUUGCAGAACAUGAGCAUCAGCCAGAAUGAGAAAUUAGAACCCUGGUCCAUCCCCACAGAUCUGGCGGAUUCUUCGAGUUUGGUCGUUUUUUAUGCGAGUAAGGCUAAUGCUAUAGGUACCAUUCCAGAUUUUUUUGGUUCGUUUCCGAAUUUGCAAUCCCUGCGGCUUUCCUACAACAAUCUCACGGGUCCUUUACCCAAAUCCUUAUCAGGAAGUGGGAUUCAGAACCUUUGGCUUAACAAUCAGGUUGUGGGUUUGUCUGGGACUAUUGAUGUUUUAGGAACAAUGACGCAGCUCUCUCAGGUAUGGCUCCAUCAAAAUGCAUUUACGGGUUCGAUUCCUGAUCUUUCGAAAUGCACAUCUUUGGUUGAUCUUCAGCUUCGUGGUAAUCAAUUGACUGGGGUGAUACCCUCUUCGUUAGUGUCUCUAUCUCAAUUAAUGAAUGUAUCUUUGGAUAAUAAUAAAUUCCAAGGUCCUCUCCCUGCUUUCGGAAAUGGAGUUAAAAUUACUCUUGGCACAACCAACAAUUUCUGCAAUUCAAAGCCGGGUCCUUGUUCACCUCAGGUGACGGCAUUGCUUGCUGUUGCAGGAAAACUUGGUUACCCUGAGAAUUUAGCAACUUCUUGGGGAGGGAAUGACCCAUGCCAAGGUUGGACUUUUAUUACUUGUGAUGCACAGAAGAAGAAUGUAACGAUAGUUAACUUUGCAAAACAGAAAUUCACAGGAUCAAUCUCCCCUUCUUUUGCUAACCUCACAUCAUUGAGGAAUUUGUUGUUGAACGACAAUGAUCUCAGUGGCUCGAUACCAUCUGACUUGAUCAACUUGAAUCAGCUCGUUAUUCUUGAUGUUUCCAACAACAACCUUUCUGGACCAGUUCCAGUAUUUCCCAAAGGGGUAACGCUGAAAAUGGCAGGUAACAAGUAUCUUGGGAGCAAUAUAACUUCUGGUCUGGGUGGGGAAGCACCAGAAGAAAGCCCACAAUCCAGUCCAAUUGCAGAUUCACCCACAGGAAGUGGCAAAUCAAGCUCCCCAGGGGCUAAAAAAAGCUCUUCUAUGUCAUCUGGUUUGGUUGCUGGUAUAGUGGUUGCUGCUGUGUUGGUAAUGGUCGUGGCAGUUUUUGUCAUCUACAAAUGUUAUGCUAAGAAACGCAAAGAGAAAAUUGGAUUAGUCCCACUCCCUCAGAAUGAGAAGGAAAUAGGGAAGAAUGGAUCAGUGGGCACUGCAAAUGGAUAUGGUGGGUUUGGAGGUGAAUUACAAAGUCAAAGCAGUGAUAACAGCGACGUCCAGGUCUUUGAUGGUGCACAUGUUACUAUUUCAAUCCAAGUACUCCGAGAGGUGACGAACAACUUCAGUGAAGAUAAUAUAUUGGGUAGAGGAGGAUUCGGAGUUGUCUACAAAGGGGUACUCCAUGAUGGGACACAAAUUGCAGUGAAGAGGAUGGAAUCUACUGCCAUGGGUACAAAGGGUUUGAGUGAAUUUCAGGCAGAGAUUGCUGUCCUUACAAAGGUUAGACAUAGGCAUCUGGUCGCUCUUCUGGGUUUCUGCAUCAAUGGCAGUGAGAGGCUUUUGGUAUAUGAGUAUAUGCCACAGGGGGAUCUGGGGCAGCGUUUGUUUAAUUUGAAUAAAAAUGGGUAUCCCCCACUCACAUGGAAACAGAGAGUUACAAUUGCCCUAGAUGUAGCAAGGGGAGUAGAGUAUCUUCACGGCUUAGCACAGCAGAGUUUCAUCCAUAGAGAUUUAAAGCCAUCGAAUGUACUUCUUGGGGAUGACAUGAGAGCUAAGGUUGCUGAUUUUGGUUUGGUUAAGAAUGCCCCUGAUGGGAAGUACUCAGUUGAGACUCGAUUGGCAGGAACAUUUGGGUAUCUUGCACCUGAAUAUGCUGCUACUGGAAGGGUUACCACGAAAGUUGAUGUUUAUGCGUACGGUGUGGUUUUAAUGGAACUAAUCACGGGUAGAAAGGCACUGGAUGAAAACAUGCCAGAAGAACAUCUUGUAACAUGGUUCCGUAGGGUCCUGAUCAACAAGGAUAACAUUGGAAAAGCUGUUGACCCAGUCCUCAACCCUGAUGAUGAGACCUUGGGGAUCAUUUUGAAGGUGGCGGAGCUUGCAGGUCAUUGCACAGCGCGUGAGCCUUCUCAAAGGCCAGAUAUGGGCCAUGCAGUUAAUAUCUUGGCUCCUCUUGUAGAACAGUGGACACCCAGUUCCCAGAAUGAAGAAGAUGAUUAUGGUAUUGACCUACACUUAAGUCUACCUCAAGUCCUAGAGAGAUGGCAAUCUGAAGGCACCACCAGUAUUGUUGGUGAUUCCUUCUAUAACAGCAGCAGCAUCACGAGUCGUGGGGACACCCAAUCUAGCAUUCCCACGAAACCUUCUGGUUUUAAUGACACAUUCAAUUCAACGGAUUGCCGUUGAUGGGAGAGUGAAAUCAAAUUCUGAGGUGACAGAGAAGACAUGCUUCCACACUGUUUAAUCUGAUGGUUUAUCAAGGAACACAGUGGUUUGUCUAUUUAUUUCUUUUGCUCAACCUUUGUAUAGCCAUCAUGUCAGUUCCUCUCAAGAUCUUUGUUGUUUAAAUCAUAUGGCACGAGAGCUACAUGUUUCUUGUUUUGGAUUCUUUGAUGUAAAGUGCAGAUUGAUUGGUGAGAGUGUGGAUGUAGCAGUUUUAAUGGUAAAAUGGUUUGAACUGUCAAGUGAAGAGAAGAAAUAGAGUAUUAUGAUAAUUCUUUAUUUA